AUGGUCAUGAAUUAUGGUGCCAUCACAUCGUAUAUAUCAUCUGCGGCACUGGCCCCUAAGCCUACGGUAAGGCAGCACUUCGUGAUGCUUCUCAAGUCCAGUAGGCCUCCAGGCUGGACAUUCGGCCCGAUUUUAUAUGGGAUCGGAGUUAUCUAUUCUGGAAUCAUUCCAAAUAGCAUUGGGGCGCUAGCUAUAUCAGCGUUCCAAAUCGUUACAUUGAGCUUUCCACUGUGCAUCAUUGUCUUCGGCAUCAAUGACAUCCAUGACUACAAGUCAGAUCUAUUAAAUCCGCGUAAAUCGGUCACAUCGCUUGAAGGAACUAUUCUUCCCCCAGCCCACCACGACUUUGUUCGGAAGGCUGCGAUCGCUUGUUCAGUUGGAAUCAUCAUGGUUUCAAUGAUUCCUUCCUUUUAUAUCACAUCUGGUACCAAAGUUGAGCCUAGUUUGCAACUUAAUUCUCCUAUUCUAUCAACAGCAGGACUUGUUGCUCUCGGCUGGGUCUACUCGGCACCCCCUCUUCGGUUGAAAGAAAUACCCAUAAUAGAUUCGAUUUCUAAUGGUGUCAUCGUCUGGCUAUCUUGCUUUAUUGGGUUCUCUUCUGCACGUGUGUUGACAGGCAACUUGAAUUGGGGGCUCGCCGAUAUUCCAGCAAAAGGAUAUAUAUUAGGACUUGUCACCGCAUCUGUUCAUGCCCUUGGGGCCGCGGCAGACGUCGAAGCAGAUAUUGCAGCAGGUCAACGAACGAUAGCGACCCAAAUAGGAGAAGGGGAUGUGCAUUAA
Rhizoctonia solani is the source of this 780-nucleotide messenger RNA. RefSeq names its product UbiA family prenyltransferase. The record is from RefSeq and is a predicted model, not a curated record. Lineage: Eukaryota; Fungi; Basidiomycota; Agaricomycetes; Cantharellales; Ceratobasidiaceae. The transcript has 3 exons. Bases 1 to 780 code for a protein of 259 amino acids.